Phycodurus eques (leafy seadragon) is the source of this 3483-nucleotide messenger RNA. RefSeq names its product polo-like kinase 3 (Drosophila) (gene plk3). The coding region runs from base 117 to 2123 and encodes 668 amino acids. NCBI's taxonomy places the organism in Eukaryota, Metazoa, Chordata, Actinopteri, Syngnathiformes, Syngnathidae. Gene Ontology annotation, biological process: mitotic cell cycle; regulation of cytokinesis; mitotic G1/S transition checkpoint signaling. The transcript is spliced from 15 exons. Gene Ontology annotation, molecular function: ATP binding; protein binding; protein serine/threonine kinase activity. The record is from RefSeq and is a predicted model, not a curated record. Gene Ontology annotation, cellular component: cytoplasm; spindle pole; nucleus.
GAUUCCCUUUAUUGAGGCGACCGGUUUCUUCCAGAAACACACGAGCGUCUUCUCAAUAUAGGAGUACAACGAGAUUUCUUUUUCCGUGUGUGUUUUGUUUGACGCCGCCGCCCUAAAUGGAUAUCGGUUGUUUCACGGCGGCGCCGCCGCGCCUGUCGUGCCACGCCGCGAAUGCGGAUUUGUCCAAGAAGCCCUCCGCCGACGGAGCCCAGCAAGCCGGGGCCCCGGUGGCCAAAGCCGGCCGCGCCAAGUCGGACCCUGGGAAAACUGAGCUGGCGCAGGUGGUCACCGACGCGAGGACGGGACGGUCGUACAGUAAAGGGAAGCUUUUGGGAAAGGGUGGUUUUGCACGGUGCUACGAGAUGACGGACCUGUCGAGCAACAAAAUGUACGCCGUCAAGGUGAUUCCACAGAGCAGGGUGUCCAAACCACACCAGAGGGAGAAGAUCACCAAUGAGAUCGAGCUGCACAAAACCCUGUCGCACAAGCACGUGGUGAAGUUCUCUCAUCAUUUCGAGGACCACGAUAACAUUUACAUAUUUCUUGAGCUCUGCAGUCGUAAGUCGCUGGCGCACAUUUGGAAGGCGAGACACACGCUGACGGAGCCUGAAGUGCGAUAUUACCUCAGACAGAUUAUAUCAGGCCUCAAGUACCUCCACAGCAGAGGCAUCCUGCACAGAGAUCUCAAACUAGGCAACUUCUUUGUGAAUGAAAACAUGGAGCUGCGACUGGGAGACUUUGGCCUCGCUGCCAAGCUAGAGACUGUUGAGCAGAGGAAAAAAACCAUCUGUGGAACCCCCAACUACUUGGCCCCUGAAGUGCUCAACAGGCAGGGCCAUGGCACAGAGUCAGACGUUUGGUCCUUUGGAUGUGUUAUGUACACGCUGAUGUGCGGCAACCCACCCUUUGAGACUCUUGACCUGAAAGAGACCUACAAAUGCAUCAAGGAAGUUCGGUACAACCUGCCCUCUGGGCUGUCGCCCGCCGCACAGAAACUCAUCUCAAGUAUCCUGCAGAAAACCCCCAGUGACAGACUCACUCUGGAUCAAAUCCUCAACCAUGAAUUCUUCACCAAAGGUUUCACUCCAGACAGACUUCCCCCCAGCAGCUGCGUGAUGGUGCCCGAGCUCCGUCCCCCCAGCCCGGCCAAGAAAUUCUUCACCAAAAUGGCCAAGAGCCUCUUUGGCAAGAAAAAAACAAAAGUGGAGAAGUCGCCUUGUGAGGAGAAAGAAGAGACGGAGAUUUCCAAGCUGGUGUCCGGCAUCGUCAAAUGCUCCAUCAACCGCCAGAUCAGCUACAAAACUGUGGGCCCAAAUGAGGUCCCCUCACCCGGCGGUCAGCUGGUCAGCUCGGUGCCUCUGGAGCAGACCCCCGCCGAGGAAGAAUCCAGGAAGUCAAUCUCGCGCUCCUUCAAGGGCACCAUGGCCAGCAGCUCUGAACCUUGUGAGGAUGUUGUCACUCCCUCCGCUGUGGCUGAAUCGGCCAUGAAGGUUCUCAAUGGCUGCUUGGCCACCAUGCCAACAGCCACUAGAAACCCACCGUGCCUGUCCAGGCCCCAGUCCUUCCUAUGGGUCACUAAAUGGGUGGACUAUUCCAACAAAUACGGUUUUGGCUACCAGCUUUCAGACCAAAGCAUCGGCGUGCUCUUCAAUGAGGGAACGCAUCUCAGCCUCUGUGACCAACGCAAGACGGUCCACUACUGCUUGACCAACAACAAGCACUUUAGCUUCCCUGCCAGCUCUCUACCUGAGCAGCUUCGGAGCCAGAAACAAAUUGUAGAGCUCAUGGCUAACUACAUGGAACAAAAUCUAAUGGAGGGUGGUGAUAUUCAUUGUCAUGAGCAAUCUUCUGGUCCUCCUCCUCUGCUGCUGCAGUGGGUGAAGACAGACCACGCGCUUGUCAUGCUCUUCAACAAUGGAACUUUGCAGGUGAACUUCUACACAGACCACACCAAGAUCAUCCUGUCCAAGUCUUCGGACUCGUACCUGCUGACUUAUAUCAGCUGUGAGCGCGUCUCCUACACGUACCUUCUCAGCAUGGUCAGAGAGAUGGGCUGCACAACGGAGCUGCGACACCGCCUCCGAUAUGUGCUCAAUCUCCUGCAGCAUCAUGCUGAUGCCUAAGGGAGAAUGGGGGACGACGACUGACUGGCUAACUGUGACAUCUUUAGAGGCUCAAUGACUGGCGCCCUUUUGAUUGGUUGAGUGUUUUGCAGUGCCAUAAUGGGCCUCUUGUGGCAGCUGCUGGUAUUCCCGCUGAUUUGAUCAGAUGAUGCGUUGGCCUCCAGUGUUCGUGCCUGUCCAAAGUUUGUUUGGCGAAAUCUAAUGAUUGGACACUCCAUGAUAGAUGCCGAAAAAGGAAAAAAAAAGAAAAAAACCCACUGAUUUAUCUUGGUUGGAUGGUGCCAAUUGAGCCUGCUGCUUUCUGCCUCAUAGAUGACAUUCGUGCCAGGUGUGGUGUGCCCAUGGUAACUAAACACUUUAAAUUGCAACUUGUAUUGGUCGAACACACGGUGGUGGGCUCUCUUCUGCCUGCUUGGCUGCUUCCUGACCUGUGGACACUGGUGCACGUGUUUAUUUUUGUUUUCCAUUUGAACAAAAAGACACGAGCCAGCAGUAGAUCACACUAUGAUCUUCACUUACCUCACACGCACACUUGACAUUCCUGGCCAUAUUUGGGCGGUGAGGUUCAGAGAGAGUCUUUGCUUCUUCUGCCUCAUUGUCACCCAUUUUGUUCGUUGCGUUCACUGACAUGGUACACGGAGUACUUUAAGGGGCUUUGGGAGCAACACGAUGAUGCACUUAUUUUUUUUUGUGAAUUCAUAGGUAAUUUUUUUCAUUUUUUUUUUUUUUAUAUAUAUAAUAUAUAAACCAUCACUGAUUUUAUUUGAUUUUAACUCUAUACCAAAAGGCCUGUUUACUUUUGUCUGAUUUUUAGAAAUGAGUUUUAAAUUGACACGUAGGAGAAUGUGUGUGCGUGUGCGUGUGCGCGCCCACGUUCUGGUAAAGCAGACAGCCGGUCCGGGAUACGAAAUGAGGAGAGGAGACGAGGGAGGGAGGGGGUGAUAAGUGCCUUUCUGAGGGAUCUGUGUAUAGUGCAAUAACGAGCUGCUUUUGCGAAUGUCAAGCUGAGGGCUUUGUCAUGGUUUGUGUAUGCUUUUUGCUCUUCAAAGUUCAAAAGCAUGUCCAACAGCACUACACUGUCACUACCUGCUGUAAGCUUUUAAAAUGAACCUGCUCUCGUCAAUGUAUAAUCUCCAGCAAGAAGAAAACAUUGUACUCGUCGUACUGUGACCCUCAAUUGAUUUGCAUUGAGUUUCUUACCCAAGAGUUGUAUCCUCAAAGCUGUGACCUGGAAUGCCAAAUGUCAUGUUCUCAGAAACAAGUCUGCCAAUUCAGAAGUUUAUUUUUCUGGCACAAAAUGUCAUGUUAAUUUAUUUAUUUAUGUUUUUUUUUUUUUAUUUAUUGUGUAAUAUGUAUGGUC